Culex quinquefasciatus (southern house mosquito) is the source of this 689-nucleotide messenger RNA. Its product is annotated as GILT-like protein 1. Bases 47 to 658 code for a protein of 203 amino acids. Gene Ontology annotation, molecular function: oxidoreductase activity, acting on a sulfur group of donors, disulfide as acceptor. The record is from RefSeq and is a predicted model, not a curated record. Lineage: Eukaryota; Metazoa; Arthropoda; Insecta; Diptera; Culicidae. The transcript is spliced from 4 exons.
UCUAGCCGGCAGUUGUUCUCGGUGUUCAGUCUAUCGCUGAACCACGAUGAAGCGCGUCGUGUCGGUAUUAUUUGUACUUGCUGCUGUAACUGCUGUUAAUACAGCAGUUUUAGGAGCAGCUACUAACAGAGUUAAGGUGACGCUGUACUACGAGCACCUCUGUCCGGAUAGUAUUCGCUGGGUAAGCGCUCAGUUGGCGCCAAACUAUGAUGCACUGCGAGACUUCAUGGAGAUUGAGUUUAUUCCGUUCGGGAAAGCGAAGAGCAUCAACGGCGGCGAAUCCUUCCAGUGCCAGCACGGUCCGAAGGAGUGCCAGGGCAACAUGCUGCAGGCGUGUGUGCUACACUACCUCCCCGAGCAGCAGGACCGCCAAGUUUCGUACGUGGCCUGUCAGAUGAACUUUAGUGCCGACCCAGCCGGCUGGCAGUGCGUCGAACAGUCCGAGGCGCAUCUGCAGUCGGUUCGGAACUGCGACGAAGGUGUGCUGCGAACGCAACUGCUGCUGGAAGCCGAACGCCGCACGCAGCAGAUUCCGCUGACCUUUGUGCCGACCAUCGUGUUCAAUGGGAAAUUCGAUCAGACGCUACAAGAUCGAGCACUAAAGGACUUCCGUGGAGUCAUGUGUGAGCUCACCAAUAAGAGAGUUACUGGUUGUUAAAGCUGAUGUUAAUAAAAACGUUGAAAAUGUU